This is a messenger RNA of Anopheles marshallii, 2289 nucleotides long. It is a transcript of the gene Cdc16, whose product is annotated as cell division cycle protein 16 homolog. The record is from RefSeq and is a predicted model, not a curated record. Lineage: Eukaryota; Metazoa; Arthropoda; Insecta; Diptera; Culicidae. The transcript is spliced from 3 exons. The coding region runs from base 16 to 2289 and encodes 757 amino acids. Gene Ontology annotation, biological process: cell division. Gene Ontology annotation, molecular function: protein binding.
UUACAACCGCUUACGAUGGAACAAGAGCAGAUUGAUAUCGAGUGCUAUCGUAAAACAGUGAAAAACUAUAUUGAUUUGCGGCGUUACCAGACGGCUCUGUUUUGGGCCGAAAAGGUAACAGUUCUCAGCAAUGGCGAGCCUCUCGAUGUCUACUGGGAAGCACAGUGUAUGUUUCUAUUACGAGAAUUCCAGCGAGCUGCUCAUACAAUUCGUAGCCGUGGACUGGAGAAAAGUAAUCUGCUUUGCCAUUACUUGGCCGCGGAGUGUUUGAACGAAGCCAAGGAAUAUCAAUCUGCACUGGAGAUCCUAAACUCGGUCGAUUGCGAAACACUGGCAUGUGCCUUGAGCACCAGAAUUGGAACAAGCUCAAUGUCCAGUAUGAAAGAUGAUUCUGUCACGGACAAAAGUCACGACGGUAGCGUGUAUGAGGAACCAUAUAAAACCGACAUCAUUGCGUCGGUAUACUUUCUCAAGGGCAAGAUACUAGAAUCGAUGGACAAUCGCAGCCUAGCCAUGGAUUGUUAUGUCCAAGCACUGCAUAAAUCAGUUUACUGUACCGAAGCGCUGGAUGCUCUAGUGCAGCACGACAUGCUACUGGCUUGGGAGGAGAAGGAACUAAUUCAGCACAUUCCGAUGGUGCAGCAAUGUACAGAGCCGGAAAGAAAGGUUCUAAAGCGUCUUUACGAGAGUAAAUUGAAGAAAUAUUACGAAUCGAUUGCAACGCAAGCCAAUCUGGAUGAUCCUCCCGUGUCUUCAAUGAACACCAGCCUGUGGCACGAGUUGAAGGAAAAAAUGAAAAAUUGUAAAAACAAUGAAACGAGUAAAUCAUCGCUUUCGAAAAGCUUCACACCAGCACCACGAUCAAAGCAAAAACAAAGCGAAAUCAUGUCUCCAGCAAACAAAAUUCUGGAAGACCUUAAAAACAACCCAUCCUAUUUGAUUCAUACCUCUUUGACCAGAGCAUCGUUACUUGGAACCAGCAUGACAGGCUCUACAAUGCUUAGUGUUGGAGGAACGAAUAAUUCGCGCCAGGAAACAUCUUUCCGUAUCAAUCGCCCAAAGAUCAUUGCGGGUGCUUCCACUGUACCGUAUGAGCAGUGUAUGAAUAAGCUGGAAUCAAGCAUAGAUUUCAUGAUUGCGCGGGCAGAAAAAUAUUUCUACAGCUGCGACUACCGGCGGUGUAUAAAAAUGUUAGAGGAAAUUCUAAAAACUGAUCCAUAUCAUAAGCGAUCGCUUACCGUACAGAUAGGAUGCCUGAUGGAGAUGAAGGACUGCAAUCGAUUAUUCUACGUUGCCCACAAAUUAGUUGACUUUUACCCGGACGAUGCCAUAUCAUGGUAUGCCGUAGGGUGUUACUACGAUUUGAUCGGUAAAAGCGAUCCAGCAAGGCGAUAUCUUUCCAAAGCAACGGCACUUGAUCGCCUGUACGGCCCGGCAUGGUUGGCUUACGGUCAUUCAUUCGCAAAGGAAAACGAACAUGACCAGGCAAUGGCCGCUUAUUUCAAGGCGACACAACUAAUGCGCGGAUGCCAUCUGCCCCUUCUGUACAUCGGAGUCGAGUGUGGACUGACGAAAAAUCACGCUAUGGCGGAAAAGUUUUUCUACCAAGCGAUGUCGAUUGCUCCACUGGACGUUUUUGUUUUGCACGAACUGGGCGUUAUAAAGUACGAGUGCGAACAAUACGAUUGCGCCGAAGAGGUUUUCCGCAGCACGCUAGAAAUGGUACGAACUAUGGUGAAACAGAAUAAUGAACAGCUGACCGCCCGCUGGGAGCCAUUGCUCAACAAUCUUGGUCAUUGCUGCAGGAAAAACAAAAAGUACGACGAAGCGUUAGAAUUUCAUCGGUGGGCUCUCUCGUUGAAACCUUUGAAUGCUUCUACAUACACCGCGAUCGGAUUUGUGCAAGCCUUAAUGGGCCAGCUGUAUGAUGCGGUAGAUUCUUUCCAUAAAAGUCUUUCUCUGAAACGAGACGAUGUGUUUACCACCACUAUACUGAAAUAUGUGAUUGAAGAUCUGACGGAGGAGCAAACGCUUCCAUUCUACUCGGCAGAAGGUGUGGAGGAGGAUGAUGAUGACAAAGAGUGCGAAAAGACGGAAUCGUCGAAGGACAUAAAAAAAGCGUCGUUAAAAUUAGAUCCUCGCAAUACACCCGAAGGUGUUGAUAGUGAAGAGGUUAGCGGUAGCGUUCCCCGGUCUACGUUGCGCAUGCAACUAAAUUUUGACGAAUGGAACGCUAAAACAUCUCCAAUGAGCGAUACAAGUGCUGAUGAUAUGAGUAUUGAUAUAUAA